AUGGCUAUACCGUGUACGGAAUUACGGAUCCGCGGAGGCUCAAGGUCGCUACAGUGUUUGCAGCAAAUACCAUGGCUUCCUGUUAUCUUCAUACGUGCUGUACGGUGGUGCCAGGCACGUGCACGCUAUGUUAAGGGCGAGUUGAGCCAACAACCCGGCGAUGGUGGAGAUGCCAGCCUCAGGAUUGAAGGCAUACCCCACAGUGUCGCGCGUCCUGUGUGUUUACUGUAUGGACUGAGUGUUCCCAUGACGGCUUCAACUCGCCGCGGAAGUAAUCCCGUGCCCAUCUAUGGGUUGUGGGCGGGCCCGCGAGGCGCAGCAGAAUCUCCAUGGAGCUGGCGCGAAUAA
Messenger RNA from Purpureocillium lilacinum, 348 nucleotides. NCBI's taxonomy places the organism in Eukaryota, Fungi, Ascomycota, Sordariomycetes, Hypocreales, Ophiocordycipitaceae. The record is from RefSeq and is a predicted model, not a curated record.